Messenger RNA from Lampris incognitus (smalleye Pacific opah), 4970 nucleotides. RefSeq names its product SMAD family member 1 (gene smad1). Bases 438 to 1841 code for a protein of 467 amino acids. NCBI's taxonomy places the organism in Eukaryota, Metazoa, Chordata, Actinopteri, Lampriformes, Lampridae. Gene Ontology annotation, molecular function: DNA-binding transcription factor activity, RNA polymerase II-specific; RNA polymerase II cis-regulatory region sequence-specific DNA binding; I-SMAD binding. The record is from RefSeq and is a predicted model, not a curated record. Gene Ontology annotation, biological process: regulation of transcription by RNA polymerase II; transforming growth factor beta receptor signaling pathway; anatomical structure morphogenesis. The transcript is spliced from 7 exons. Gene Ontology annotation, cellular component: heteromeric SMAD protein complex.
UUGACGAGCGGCGUGCAUUGUUUUACAGUUACAUAAUCCGCUCCAUGCAUGAAAACGCUGGAUGUGUAAAAGUAGGUCUUGUUAUUCUCGGACCGCCUCGAACAGUGUCCCGCGGCGUGAUACUGGCGCUCGGCGGAGGGUGCGACGGCUCCGCGACUCACUGACGCCAGCGGACCGAAGACGAGCAGCUGUAUGAAAGCGCAGAGGAGGCGAGCCUUGAAACAGCGCGUAAGGUGGCAUUAGAGAGAACCCGAUCUGAAACCUAAGGACCUGAGGAUUAAUAGACAACUCCAGACAGCCAAACAACAUUUUAGCCUUACCCUUUUUGAAACUGGACUACAGCCCCCUCCCCUUAAACGCCCGCACCUCCUUAAGUGUUUUCUCCUUUGAAGACCUGUCAGAGAAACAGGACAGGAGAAGAGGGAGGCAAGUCCAACAUGAACGUCACCUCACUCUUCUCCUUUACCAGCCCGGCUGUCAAACGGCUCCUCGGUUGGAAGCAGGGUGAUGAGGAGGAGAAAUGGGCAGAAAAGGCCGUCGAUGCUCUAGUUAAGAAAUUGAAAAAGAAGAAGGGUGCGAUGGAAGAACUGGAAAGGGCUCUCAGCUGCCCGGGCCAACCCAGUAACUGUGUGACCAUCCCUCGCUCACUGGACGGACGGCUGCAGGUGUCCCACAGGAAGGGCCUCCCUCAUGUCAUCUACUGCCGGGUGUGGCGCUGGCCUGACCUGCAGUCCCACCAUGAGCUGAAGGCCCUGGAGUGUUGUGAAUACCCAUUUGGCUCCAAGCAGAAGGAUGUGUGCAUCAACCCCUACCACUACAAGAGAGUGGACAGCCCAGUGCUGCCUCCGGUGCUUGUUCCCAGGAAUAGUGAGUUCAAUGCCAAGCACACAAUGUUGCCACGCUUUCGCAACCCACUGCAACAGAAUGAGCCACACAUGCCCCAGAACGCCACGUUCCCAGAAUCCUUUCCGCAGGCCAACACAAUGCCCUUCCCCCAUUCACCGGGCAACAGCUACCCAAACUCUCCUGGAAGCGGCAGCAGUGCCACCUUCCCUCAUUCACCAACCAGCUCUGACCCCGGCAGUCCGUUCCAGAUGCCAGAAACCCCCCCUCCAGCCUACAUGCCCCCUGAGGAGCAAAUGACUCAGGAUUGCCCCCAGCCAAUGGACACCAACCUGAUGGCCCCACCCCUCCCCAUAGAGAGUAACAACAGGCCAGAUGUGCAGCCUGUUGCCUAUGAGGAACCCAAGCACUGGUGCUCCAUUGUUUAUUACGAGCUCAACAACCGAGUGGGAGAGGCAUUCCAGGCCUCCUCCACCAGCGUCCUUGUUGAUGGUUUCACAGACCCCUCCAACAACCGCAACAGAUUCUGCCUUGGCCUGCUCUCUAACGUUAACCGCAACUCGACCAUCGAGAACACACGGCGGCACAUUGGCAAAGGUGUUCAUCUCUACUAUGUGGGUGGGGAGGUGUAUGCAGAGUGCCUAAGUGACAGCAGUAUCUUUGUCCAGAGCCGCAACUGCAACUACCACCAUGGGUUCCACCCCACAACAGUGUGUAAGAUCCCCAGCGGCUGCAGCCUGAAGAUUUUUAACAACCAGGAAUUCGCCGAGCUGCUGGCGCAAUCUGUGAACCAUGGUUUUGAGGCUGUUUAUGAGCUCACCAAGAUGUGCACCAUUCGCAUGAGCUUUGUCAAGGGCUGGGGUGCAGAGUACCACCGCCAGGAUGUGACCAGCACACCCUGUUGGAUUGAAAUUCAUCUGCACGGUCCCCUGCAGUGGUUGGACAAGGUGCUCACCCAAAUGGGCUCCCCCCACAACCCCAUCUCCUCGGUGUCCUAAACUAAACUGACCUCAGCCCCGUAGCUGUCCAUACCCUAGCAUUUCGGUUCAAGUAGUGAAAGUAGGAAUUAGCGCAUUUGAGAUUUUUGUCUGUUACAGUGGCGGACCGUGCUUUUUUUGGGCCUGGACCUUCACUAGGUACCACCGUUAAACAACCUCUCUACAAAAUCACAAACAAAACACCGUAGACAACAGAAAAAAACCCCCAAUAUCAUACUCAUUUGCAUGUAUGAUCUGUGACGUGAUCACAUCUUAUUUGCCAGUGCAGUCAAAGCCAUUUGAUCACAAUCGUAAGGCAAUAAACGCAUAAGCAAUGCAUAACACCUUCUUAACAAAUUCAUCUUCCAAACACAAAUACAAGAGCCAUUGUGUGUGUGCCAACAGUAUGCAACCAAAAUAAAGAACAUUUCUCGGGAUUAGCAUCGACAUCAACUGUUUAUGCAACAAUGUAGUAAAACCAGCAAUAAAAAGUUUCUCUCACCACCGCUGAUCUUCUGAAGAUGAAGUCCAGCCCAAUUGCUAGCUUGAAACAUAAGUUGCCCCCCCCUUUCUUUUCUCCCCAAUUGUACUUGGCCAGUUGCCCUACUCUUCUGAGCUGCCCCAGUCUCUGUUCCACCCCCUCUGCCGAUCCGGAGAGGGCCGCAGACUACCACACGUCUCCUCCGAUACAUGUGGAGUCGCCAGCCACUUCUUUUCACCUGACAGUGAGGAGUUUUGCCAGGGGGAGGUGGCGCGUGGGAGGAUUACGUUAUUCCCCCCUAGUUCCCCCUUCCCCCCUGAACAGGCGCCCCGACCAACCAGAGGAGGCGCUAGUGCAGCGACCAGGACAUGUACCCACAUCCGGCUUCCCACCCGCAGACACGGCCAAUUGUGUCUGUAGGGACGCCCGAGCAAGCCAGAGGUAACACGGGGAUUCGAACCGGCGAUCCCCGUGUUGGUAGGCAACUGAAUAGACCGCCACGCUACCUGGACGCCCCCCCAUAACUUGCUUUUGCAGGUUGUUUAAGAUUCAGUUGAUACGUUUCUUUCUUUUGUUUCUGUCCAGCUUUUUGUUCAAUGUCCAUUUUGGAAAAAGGUGAGUAUAAUAAAUCUGCGAUGGUGACAGGCUCUUCACCCGUUUCCAUUUUCACUCUUUCGACUUCACUGUGCUUCUAUCCAGUUAGCUAUACACCUAACGGCCUCAUAGCUUGUCUCAUGCUAUAUUCACUGUGUACCCUGUUAACUUAGUAAGGCCUGCUAGAAUACCUUGGAACAUCUGAAGAAUACUCUCAUGGGCUUCAAAGUUGUACCGGUUAAUCAAAUUGUCAAUCCAAAAAUAUGACAUUCGUUUAACGAACGGAUGUAUUCAAAUCAGGCCCUGAAGGCCUUGAAGGGGGGGGGAUCUAGAUAUUCCCUUCAGAGACAUCGGAGAACAAUGUUUUGAUUGGUUUUUCCUUCUCCAACUAUAUAAAACAACGUGCAUGCACAGCGUACCACAGAAAAACAAGAUGAUCAAACGCACAAUAUCAUCUAUUGACAAAACACAGGCAAACAGAACUGUUGGAUCAGACAAACAGUCUUUCCAUCUCAAAAAAAAAAAAAUUACAGGGUUUUCUGUGAAGGUCUUGAAGGCCCAGACGGUUUGCCACUGGUGUGUUUCUGCCAAACUCCCUUUUUCAAUGUGGCCGGCUUAGGUUUUGACUGAAACACACAGUGAUGAAGGUCCACUAGGGGUGGGUGGGUUGUUGAGUGGGUUUGUUUGUUCUCUACUUGAAGGACGUCUGAAUUGGGCACAUUUGCAGACUGGGAGAUGGGUUAGCAAAUCGAGCGUGACGCAACUGGAAGAUACUUGAUCUUUGUGACCAACUGUAAUAAUCAGACCCUCGCUCUCUCACCGUGACGCGAGUAUCCUCCUCCGCCUUGCUCCUGGAGUCUUUUUUCGUUGUCGUACUAUAUCGGUUCUCAUGGCUACGUUGCAUCUCAGUAUUCCGUAGGAAAUCCAGAUCACACGAACGUAUUCACGGGAGGAUGGUCUGGGUUGCCUAAAAUUGCGGUCAGCUCUUCGAGCCGACUCCGCCUGACGUCUGCUGCAUGACUGCGAGGAAGAUGACGUGAAAUGUACUUCUGACAUGUACAGAAUUUACCACAGGCUUGGACGAUGAACAAUACGGCAGAGAAGAAAUAAAAUAAACGCGGGAAUAUUCCCGUCAAUUAUGCUUAAAAGAGAUAACGGGUCACUAAGACAAGUGUGCAUAAAUGUCUCCAAGCCGGGUUUUUUUUUUUGUUGGUAAUAUUUGGUGGAAAAUUGAGGCAAAAUUUCUAAAAUCUCGGAAAAAAAUAUGUGGGCAAAACCGGAGAGACUUUGGGGAUUUAGGAUUAAGGUUUAGUGUGUGGGGGGGCAUGGCACUACAAGGACACACGAGAAAGAGACUCGCGUUUAAAUAUUGUUCAUCUUGUGUUACACCCGUGUUUAACUGAAUUUAAGAAGAAAAAAAAAAGAUUAGUGUUUAGAUAUAUUCACCGUUAGAGUACGUGCUGUGCAGUCUGGUUUUGCCGAGCGUAGUUUGGUUAGUGUAGCAUCACACAUUUAUGGUUGGUAAAUGACGUUGAAAAGAAGCAGUACGAGUGCAGUUCAGUUUGUUCGGUGCUGCGUACACUACAAGGAAAUGAACGUGUCGAGUACAGACGGUCACAGCGAGGACACGGCGGUUUCAGCGGCCUCGUCUCACUCUCGCAUCACAUCGACUCUGCAAAACUUGCUAAAAGACUAUUAGGGGGGGGGAAACUGUGUUUGUGUUUGUUCCGGGGGUAUACACACAAUUUUAAAUUGUGGACUGAAUAAAUUGAGUUAUCAGUUACUGAUGGUCCUAAGUAGUUUCUUCUUUUUUUCUUUUCUUUUUUUUUUUUUUAUAAAACACAGAUUUUUGCUUUUCAAUUCUUGCUUAGAGCAAUCAUAUUUGCUAUGAAACUGAAUUUGUACUCUUUUUGUAUUUGAAAACCUGUUUUCUGUUGUUCCAUUUGUGUGCACUUUCAGAGAUUGCCUCUUUGUUUUUGUUUUACUUUUGUUCUGUUUUUGGCUCAGUAGAACUCCCAGAAAAGCAGUUUUAUUCCAUGAAUAUCAAGUCUCUACUGGAAGAUUCAAUAAAUUUG